This is a messenger RNA of Hordeum vulgare subsp. vulgare (domesticated barley), 1080 nucleotides long. Its product is annotated as ATP synthase subunit a-like. The transcript has 2 exons. Bases 1 to 1080 code for a protein of 359 amino acids. The record is from RefSeq and is a predicted model, not a curated record. Gene Ontology annotation, molecular function: proton transmembrane transporter activity. Gene Ontology annotation, biological process: proton motive force-driven ATP synthesis. Lineage: Eukaryota; Viridiplantae; Streptophyta; Magnoliopsida; Poales; Poaceae.
AUGCGCGUCGAGCGCCGUCGCUGUUGCGUGAUCUGCCCGGCCGCCGACGAGGAAGAUGAGCAAGGUUUCAGGCAUGAAGCGGAAGAAGGUUCCUACGAAAAAGCGUUCGUCCACUCCAUCCGCCCCGGCGAGACGUUCCCGACGGUGCCUUUCUACGACGCUGCUUCCACCGUUGGCGAGGUCGGUGGUUCUAACAAUGCCGUUGUCGAGGGCGUGGCUCAUCUUUAUCAUGAAAUAUGUAAGGCCGAAGGCUUACUGCCGGAUAGCCCAGUCAGUGCUCCGAAUAGUCCUUCCAGUGAUCCGAAUAGUCCUUUUCUCGGGGAUACCUGCCCUCGAUCAGUUGUUGACGCCUUUCAGCAGCCUGCUCCGAAUCAGAAUUUAUUGGAGAACCCAUUGGAUCAAUUUACCAUUCAGCCAAUAAUUGAUCUGAAUGUGGGCAACUAUUAUUUAUCAUUUACAAAUCAGUCCUUGUAUAUGCUGCUCACUUUCGUUUUGGUCGUUUUUCUGUUUUUUGUUGUUACGAAAAAGGGAGGUGGAAAGUCAGUGCCAAAUGCAUGGCAAUCCUUGGUCGAGCUUAUUUAUGAUUUCGUGCUGAACCUGGUAAACGAACAAAUAGGUGGUCUUUCCGGAAAUGUGAAACAAAAGUUUUUCCCUCGCAUCUCGGUCACUUUUACUUUUUCGUUAUUUCGUAAUCCCCAGGGUAUGAUACCCUUUAGCUUCACAGUGACAAGUCAUUUUCUCAUUACUUUGGCUCUUUCAUUUUCCAUUUUUAUAGGCAUUACGAUCGUUGGAUUUCAAAGACAUGGGCUUCAUUUUUUUAGCUUCUUAUUACCUGCGGGAGUCCCACUGCCGUUAGCACCUUUCUUAGUACUCCUUGAGCUAAUCUCUUAUUGUUUUCGUGCAUUAAGCUUAGGAAUACGUUUAUUUGCUAAUAUGAUGGCCGGUCAUAGUUUAGUAAAGAUUUUAAGUGGGUUUGCUUGGACUAUGCUAUUUCUGAAUAAUAUUUUCUAUUUCAUAGGAGAUCUUGAAGAAGGAGUGACCCUAACGACAACCCCUAUAAUAGUAGACAACACGUUUUAA